Messenger RNA from Saccharomyces mikatae IFO 1815, 2049 nucleotides. It is a transcript of the gene NGR1, whose product is annotated as Ngr1p. Gene Ontology annotation, cellular component: cytosol. Gene Ontology annotation, molecular function: mRNA binding. The coding region runs from base 1 to 2049 and encodes 682 amino acids. The transcript has a single exon. The record is from RefSeq and is a predicted model, not a curated record. Lineage: Eukaryota; Fungi; Ascomycota; Saccharomycetes; Saccharomycetales; Saccharomycetaceae.
AUGUCCAAUGCUAUUAACGUCUCCCAAAGACAGGAUAAUCCAUAUAUUAUUCCAUUACCCCCUUCGUCUACUGUGGAGACUUCUUCUGAACCUCCAAGAACAUUAUGGAUGGGUGAUCUAGAUCCGUCUUUUGAUGAAGCGACUAUCGAGGAGAUUUGGUCAAAGUUGAACAAAAAAGUUAUUGUUAAACUAAUAAGAGCCAAGAAGAAUUUAUUGAUUCCUUGCAGUUCCACUUCAAGUAACAACAACAAUACGAGCGAGGAGAAUGGUGAAAACCAACAAUUUACAUCAAAUAGCACUGAACAGCUAGAUAAUUCUCAAAUGAUCAAUAUCAAUGGAAUCUCCUUUAUUGACCCUUCAACUACUCAACUACAUCAUGCUGGAUACUGCUUUGUCGAGUUUGAAACGCAAACGGAUGCUCAAUUUGCUCUGUCAUUAAAUGCUACUCCUUUGCCUAAUUUUUAUUCUCCAACAACAAACUCUCAAACGAAUCCAACAUUCAAAAGGACCUUCAGAUUGAACUGGGCGUCAGGUGCUACUUUGCAAAGUUCUAUACCAUCUACUCCAGAAUUCUCUUUAUUUGUUGGCGACCUCUCCCCAACAGCUACUGAAGCUGAUUUAUUAUCUCUUUUUCAAACAAGAUUCAAAUCGGUAAAAACGGUUCGUGUAAUGACAGAUCCUUUGACAGGAUCAUCUCGCUGCUUUGGAUUUGUCAGAUUCGGAAAUGAAGACGAACGUCGUAGGGCUUUAAUUGAGAUGAGCGGGAAAUGGUUUCAAGGAAGGGCUUUAAGAGUCGCUUAUGCCACACCAAGAAAUAAUAUGAUGUUGCAGCUACAAGAACAGCAGCAACAGCAGCAACAAUUGCAUCAAAAUCAGCAGCAACAAGACCAAGAGGACAGCCAUGACCCACUGUUGAUUAAGACUGCCAAUACCAUUAUUCAGAGCAAUAGUAAUAUGCUUCCUCUGAAUGCUCUACAGAACGUACAUUCAGUCCAUUUGAAUGAGAGCAGUAAUUCAAAUAUGCGUCAAAAUGAGUCCUUACCUUCAAACACCUUUAAUACUGAUCCAACUAAUACUACUGUAUUUGUUGGCGGUCUAGGACCAAAAACUACUGAGUUUCAAUUGCGCUCAUUAUUCAAACCGUUUGGGCCUAUUUUAAAUGUCAGAAUCCCAAAUGGUAAAAACUGUGGGUUUGUUAAAUUUGAGAAAAGAAUCGAUGCCGAAGCCUCAAUUCAAGGCCUGCAAGGCUUCAUUGUUGGUGGCAGUCCGAUAAGAUUAUCCUGGGGGCGUCCCUCCAGUUCAAGUGCUAAAGCAGCUCCGAACAUUAUGGGGCCAGGCCAAUAUUUGCCAUCGAACGGAGUGAGAGCACCAUCUGCAGCUUCUACUGUCGAUAAUUCCAAACAAAUCCUUGAACAAUAUGUGGAGGAUAAGAGGCGACUCUUUCUACAACAGCAGCAACAGCAGCAGGAUGGUAACUAUUCUGUGGAGCAUCUGGCACACAACAAUUACUUCAAUUACAACAAUUACGAGGGUCACGGUAACAAGAAUGGCAACCAUGUCGGUAUAGUAAAUCCGCAAAGAUCUAAUGUCCCAUAUAUACAAGAGGACAGUGCGCUGUAUCCACACCAAUAUUCAAGCCCAUCAUAUUCACUUCGUCCUAUGGGUAGCCAACUCUCUAAUGCUAAUAAUAACGUAUCGCAAUUUGGGAACGCAAUGACAAUGCCUAUGCACCCAUUCAAUGGCAACAACAAUAAAGUGGCUACAAACAUGAAUAUGAACUCAAACAUGAAUAUGAACUCAAACAUGAAUAUGAACUCAAACAUGAAUAUGAACUCAAACAUGAACAUGAACAUGAAUUCUAACAUGAAUAUGAACUCAAAUCCAACAGCAUAUGGAAUGGGAAACAGUACAAAUAUGUAUGGCUUGUCCAAGAUGAUGGCUCCUUCUUUAAAUUUAUCUUCAAAUAUCAAUAACACGAGAUCGAACACUAUCAACAAGCAUCCUAACAGGAACAACAUUCCGCCAAUUCACCCAUCUCUUCUCCAUUGA